CUCCCACAUUCCAAAUCAAAAUUCAAAUCAACACACACUACUACAUCAAGAUUCAAGACUCUUCUAACAGGAAAUGGAGGGCUCAUCGAAUAAAGGAGAAGAAGCAGCAAAAUCAUUUCCAUGCACAUAUUGUUCUAGAAAGUUCCACAGCUCGCAGGCGCUAGGCGGCCAUCAAAACGCCCACAAGAAGGAGAGGAGCGCCGCGGGGAAGACGAAGAGGGCGGCCACGGACUACGCUCUGAUGCCGUCGCCGCCGCCCCUCUUCUUCUCUCCCGGCUACCCCGUCGGCAUUAUCAAUCCACCGCAGUACGCAGUUCACGGUGCGGCGGCGCUGUAUCAGUACAGCGUUGCGCAUGAGCAGAGCUCGGCGUACUGUGGUCAGUGGAGUCGGGUUAGGUGCAUCGAUGACGAGGAUUAUCACGAGAGGCGGCGCAGAGACCAGAAGCUUGAUUUGUCUCUGCAUUUGUAGACAAAUCACAAAUGUAAUGUGUCCACACAAUUCAGAUUUUAAUCAACUACUACUAAUAAUAUUUAGUCCUCCGA
Molecule: messenger RNA, 543 nt
Organism: Salvia splendens (bonfire salvia)
Lineage: Eukaryota; Viridiplantae; Streptophyta; Magnoliopsida; Lamiales; Lamiaceae
Gene: LATE
Product: C2H2-like zinc finger protein
Exons: 2
Coding region: 74-469 (131 amino acids)
Biological process (GO): negative regulation of abscisic acid-activated signaling pathway
Source: RefSeq, a predicted model, not a curated record